AUGAUUUGGCCAGGAGGAGGUAGAUGCUCAGAUGUCACUCAAGACGGCGAGAUCACAAAUGAACCGUUUUGGGGUGCGAUCGGGUCAAUCGACAUAAUGGAUCCUACCGCCAUGAGCGUACGGUCUUUCUUCUCUCUUUCCGAUAAAUACAUGUACGGGCUAUGCAGAGCCAUGCGGCCUUCCCCUCGCUUAAUGCCGUCAGACGCCAGGAAUUCCAGAGAUGUAACUUUCUGGAAAUCGGUAGUUUCAGAUUUCCAGGAAAUCAUGCGGGACUUCGAAAACAAUCUCUGGGAAGGUAAUCGUGUUGAUAAAGGAAAGCUGCCACCGACAGAGUCUUAUACGCAAAAACAUCUCAAACAAAAAUAUCAAUUUGACGAUUCCGAUUUGACGAUCAUCGCAAGCGAUGGGGCGAAGCUUUGUAUCCACCGAGAUAUUCUCAACCAUACCAGCUCGACAUUCAAGGACGUACUGGCAUGUCUUCAAGUCCACCCCAAAAGUGCCACAGAGCUAGAGUUCACCGAUACAGAGAUCGAAGCGUCCCGAACCGUCAAGCUGAUCCUUGCAUUCCUAUACAACCCUGUCGAUAUCAAGUCUCCAGCUUCUGAGGAGGUCCGGGAAUUCGUUGACUUGAUCCAAUUUUGCCUCAAAUACGAUGCGUCAGAUGUGUUGGAGAACCUUCGGACUUACCUUUACUUAUGGAAUCGUAUUGGGUCCGUUUCCUUUGCCGAUGUGUUUCUCGCGGCUUCUUAUAUGGACGACCUACCUCUCAUGGUCGCAGCUUUCAGCAAUCCCAAAAAUAUCUGGGGUGGUGGACGAGUACGAGCUGAUCAUACAACUAGAAACACAUCCCUUGGAAUGAUUGAAGGUGCUCCAAUGUUCGAUCUGACUGCAGCUCCCUUCGAAUGGUUCGUACAGAUUCCAAUGGACAUCAAAUGGAGCCUCCUGAGAGGGACACGGCGCAGCUUCUUCCAGCCUCUGAAUGAUCAGAGGUGGCUGAGAGCAGGCACCGUGUUCGAAAUUUGUGUCAAGCGACUUCGUGCCUAUCGCUCCGGCAGCUACAAGAAGUAG
Molecule: messenger RNA, 1068 nt
Organism: Kwoniella mangroviensis CBS 8507
Lineage: Eukaryota; Fungi; Basidiomycota; Tremellomycetes; Tremellales; Cryptococcaceae
Exons: 6
Coding region: 1-1068 (355 amino acids)
Molecular function (GO): protein binding
Source: RefSeq, a predicted model, not a curated record